Tetrahymena thermophila SB210 is the source of this 1680-nucleotide messenger RNA. RefSeq lists its product as hypothetical. Lineage: Eukaryota; Ciliophora; Oligohymenophorea; Hymenostomatida; Tetrahymenidae. The transcript has a single exon. The record is from RefSeq and is a predicted model, not a curated record.
AUGAUGAUUAUAAGUCCACAUAACUCUUCUUACUAAUUCAACAGCAACAUUAAUACUCCUUCUAACGCUUAAAGCAUGUUGAAUUCUCAAGGGAGUUAAGGAUAAAUUAAAUAAAAAAAUAAAUUAAUGUUAGCCAUUCGACCAUAAAAUGAGUAUUAAGUUUAUUAAAAUCAAGAUUCUAACACACCAUUAAAGGAUAUUAUAUUUGCGCCAUAAGUAAAAAAAUAAAAAAUCAACUUUAGCCAAGCAUCUUUAAACAAAACAUCUAGUUAAGGAUUUUUGAACAAAUCGAAUGCUAACCAAGGAUAAAGUUUAAUGGCUACUGAUCAAGGAGAAAAUAAUAAUAAUUUUCAUUUUAAUCAUCAGCUGUAGAAAAAAAAUAGUUGUGUUGGAUUGGCCUUGCCAUCAAAAACUAUUUAUGGCAAUGAUAAAAUACAAUCUCCUACUCAACCAUUAACAGCGAAAGCAGGAGAAUAAAAACAAAAUAACUUUUAUUUCCCUUCAAAAAAUAGUAAAAUAAAUAAGAGAACCAUUUAUAAAUUCAAUGAGAAGAUUUUAGAUUCUUAAAAAAAACCUUUUCAAAGUAAUGGAAUAGUUUUGACGACAGAAAACUCUCCAAAACAAAAGUUAACUAUUCCAUCCUCUUAAAUUGGUACUUCAAGGCUUUCGGUAGAUGCUAAUUUUGAAAAGAAAUAAGUAACAUUAAGUAACUUUAAUAGGCUAACUUCUUUUAUCCAAAAAGAAUAAGUAAACAAACUUAAUGAGAACUCUGAUUCUAACAAUAAUAGCAAGCUUUCUCCAAAUGGCCAUCAAUAAAAAGUGCAACCAAAUAACAACAGUAGCCAGCCUUCUUAAUCACUACUAUUAGUAGAAUAUAGAAAAUUGCAGCUGGCAAAUUAUAAACUCCAGUAAAAAGUUUAACAACUUGAGAAGCAAUGUAUGGAAUAAGAAGAAAAAUUAUUAGAAAAGGAUUAGAUGCUUGCUAUUUAUGAAAGCAAAUCUUAAAAUGGUUCUAUUUUAUAGCUUAAUUCAUUUGUUUCUACAAGUAAAGCUUUUCAAUUCAAGUAGUAAUUAAAUAAAAUGCCAUCUCUUAUAGCUACGAAUAGUAACACUGUAUAAAAUACGUAAGUUGACACAAAUGUAUCUAACAACAAUUCCUUUAAUAAUGAUAAGAAAAACUGUAAUUCAUCAAAUGCUUAAAUGUCUUUAUCUUUAAGCAAAUCUCCACAUUCUCCAUAACGCAGUAUUUUGCACUUAUCAACAAUAGCAAAUGCAAAAAGUUUGUAGAAUCAUUCAUAAUCUAUAAAUGAACUGAUUUCUCCAAAACCUUAAAAGAAUAAAACAAAAUUGCUCAGUAUUAACUUACACAAUUCAGAUGCAAAGGAUUUACCAAAAGACCAAUUUAAUUAAUUUUAAUAUUCUUAAUAGCCACACUUUAGUGAAUUAUAUUCGGAUAAAUUAGAAAGUAAUUUUAUUAUCCAUGAAUCAUUGCUUCAUUAAAUAUCUCCCAUAAAAGAAAAACAAUAAUGUGGGUUUACAUUUUAAAAUGGUUAAGAAGAAGAAGAAAAAAAUACAAGAAAAUAAUAACUAGAUGACUAGCAAUUAAAUAUCUAAAAAGGAUUAGAUGAUCUUCUUUCAAGAUUAAAAAAAGUUUUAGCUUCUAAAAAGGCAAAAAAGUGA